Molecule: messenger RNA, 1027 nt
Organism: Bursaphelenchus xylophilus (pine wood nematode)
Lineage: Eukaryota; Metazoa; Nematoda; Chromadorea; Rhabditida; Aphelenchoididae
Source: the annotation of a GenBank genome assembly
AUGAGUAAUGCUCCGAACGGCGAAGCCGCGCGGAACGGCUUCUACGACGAUAAGCCGCUUCUGGAGCUAUAUGUCAAGGUAGGUGAAUAUCGGAUUAUUGUUGCGGAUUUUAGGAGUAUCAAUAGAGAUUGGAUAUCAAUAAAUCCAGAGUUUAUUAUUCUGCGUUAUUGUUAUUGUUUUAGGCAUCAGGAAUCGACAGUCGACGAAUAGGAGCCGAUCUCUUUUGCCAGGAGUUCUGGAUGGAACUCUACGCUCUUUAUGAAGUUGGAGUGGUCAGAGUGGAGGUGAAGACGGUAAAAGUGAACUCAGAAGCCUUCAAGAAGAAUUUCCUUGGUGCCCAGCCUCCAAUCAUGGUUGAGAGUUCAAAGGGUGUGACAUAUUCAGAUAAUCGAGAGAUCGAAGGAAGAAUAUUCCAUUUGGCCAAAGAGUUCAACGUUUCUUUGUUCGAAAAGGACCUUACCGUUGAGAAAACUAUUCAGAAUUUGUACAGAGUAAGCUUAUUUUUAUUUUACAGUCCGAAUUUAGAUUUCCGAUGUAAUACUUGAUGUUUUAGAAUUUCAAAGUAUUCCUCCAAGCGAAAGUUGGCCAUGACAGACAACUUCGUCAAGUCACAACGAUUCAAGAGCUCCCUACUCCAGUCCUCCUCACCUACAACAAACUCAUUGAGCAACUCACAGCCGUCAACAAUCUCCUUGCCGAACGAAAAUCCCGAUAUCUGGCCGGAGAUACGAUGACAGAAUAUGACUGUGAAUUGAUGCCUCGGUUACAUCAUGUGAAAAUUGUUGGUCAACUUCUCCUUGGCUUUGAGAUCCCCUCCGAAUUGACCCAUCUAUGGAAUUACAUCCUGACAGCCUACAGGACAGCAGCCUUCAUCGAGUCCUGUCCGGCUGAUCAAGAUGUUUUACAUCACUACAAAGAACAGCUAAAACUGCAGACGAAUCAACGAGAGACCCUCCAAACACCCACCAAAUCCUUCGGAAUACCUCAGAAUGUGUUGGACGAGAUCCGGAGACUGGGGCUUAAUUAA